GACACGCACAAAAAAGGCUUAACUUAUCGACAUUUACUUGCCUUCGUAAAUGUACGUUGAGCUGUGCAAUGCCUAAGGGUACGCGAACCCUGGAAGUCCUCAGGUACGAUGAACCCCGAGCGUUGGCAUAACGGGUACAAUGAAACCCGCGCGUGGCGAAGUAUAAACGAGAACAAGAUUAUGCGAAAUAAGCAGACGCUCAGUAUGUAUACAAUACGGGUUUCUCGGUGCAGAUUCAUGUUCAGGAGAACAUACCUACCAAUUCGACCACGAUGGACGCGCAGGCAGCAAAAGCAGCAAUCGUACAGAAGGAGGCCUUGGAUGUUUUCAUCGUACAGGCAACGGCAGCAUCGUGGCCAUUCUUCAUCCUAGCAACUCUAGUCUUUUGCAUGCGAACGGUGUCGCGAAUCAGAUUCACCGAGGCCAAACUAGGCAUCGAGGACAUCAUCAUUUCUCUAUCAUAUUUUUGUGAUGUCGUCCGAAUGGUCACAUUCCAGCUGGCUCUGACAUACACCAAGAAAGUCACGAUUCCAACCAUUGCCGAAACGUCGCCUGAUGCAACCUUUUGGGGGCUCUUCACUUGUUCGUGGGCUUUCAUCAGCUGCACGCUGCCUAAAGUCGGCGUUGCAAUCCUCCUCAUAAGAAUUUUCAACCCCCCCAAAUCCGCGCGUACCGCAAUUUUGGUAUGCGUUAACAUAUUCUUCCUGUACUGCUUUGUCGGCUUCUUCAUCUGUUUCGUUCAGUGUACGCCCAUGGCUGGACAAUGGAAUCCUUUCAAGUACCCAGAAACCAAGUGCUGGCCGCGCAACGUUCAGAUGAUCUACGCCUUAGUUGGAAGCUCGUCUUCUGCACUCCUAGACUUUCUAUUUGCACUGUAUCCAGGUUACAUGAUAUGGGGAUUGAAGAUGCCUUUAUGGAAGAAGAUAAGCACCAUCUGCUUCAUGAGCUUGGGAUUCCUCGCUUUUGCCUUUGCGACCGUGAAAGUCGUCAACAACGGCAGCCUCCUUGGGAACCCGACUAUUGUCGAACUGUUCACAAAGGUGAUUCACAUUGGUCUUUGGAACAGUCUCGAGAACGAUUUCAUCAUCAUUGCAGCAUGUCUGCCAUCGACUCGCCCUUUAUUCAGGCGCUGCAACACAAUAGCAAAGACACACCUCACGGCAUCUAGGCCAACACGCAUGAACUCAGACUCCGAAUCCCACAACUCAUUUGCACUCAAGAAACCUGAACCGCUGGAGAUAACGGACCCGAGAUGGCACGAGGGCAAGCUAGAGCCGACGCAUACUAUGAACUCGAUUUAUGUUCGACAUGAUGUUAUAGUUGAGAGGCCGGACCCUUGGGGCACGUCUAAGCAAUCAGUGUGAUCUAUAUGGGUACAUCGAGUCAAGAAUGACAAUGAGGCAUUCGAGUCAAUGAUCAAGCGCUUUACAUUUGGAAUGGUCAAAAUCAGGAAAUUAAACAUUUGUUGCUGUAUGAGGUUCAUACGACGAUGAACAAUUAAACUAGAUUUUUUUCUAAUACAAUAUGAGGAUGCGA
Aaosphaeria arxii CBS 175.79 is the source of this 1536-nucleotide messenger RNA. RefSeq lists its product as uncharacterized. NCBI's taxonomy places the organism in Eukaryota, Fungi, Ascomycota, Dothideomycetes, Pleosporales. Bases 273 to 1364 code for a protein of 363 amino acids. The record is from RefSeq and is a predicted model, not a curated record. The transcript has 3 exons.